Molecule: messenger RNA, 2515 nt
Organism: Sceloporus undulatus (fence lizard)
Lineage: Eukaryota; Metazoa; Chordata; Lepidosauria; Squamata; Phrynosomatidae
Gene: SH3BP5
Product: SH3 domain binding protein 5
Exons: 9
Coding region: 182-1465 (427 amino acids)
Biological process (GO): intracellular signal transduction; negative regulation of protein tyrosine kinase activity
Cellular component (GO): cytoplasm
Molecular function (GO): protein kinase inhibitor activity
Source: RefSeq, a predicted model, not a curated record
CUUCCCAGUUUCUGGGGCUGGGACUGAGGCGUGAAGGGGAGGGAGAGCGAGGGAAAGGGAGGCCUCCUGACUUGUGUUUUAUAUAUUAUCAUCCCACAUUGGCUUUGGAGGGGUAUUGUAACGCCCAGGGCUUCUCCUUCUUCUCCUCUUUCCUUCCUUCCAAGGCUAACGAGCAGCCAAAAUGGAGCCUGGAUUGAGGAGGACCAAGGCAGAGGAAGGGGGUCUCCAAGAAGAAGAGGAGGAGGAGGAAGAGGUGGACCCCCGCAUUCAGGGAGAACUAGAAAAGCUGAAUCAAUCUACAGAUGAUAUUAAUCGGAGAGAAACCGAGCUUGAGGAUGCUCGUCAGAAAUUCCGUUCUGUUCUAGUUGAAGCAACAAUAAAACUAGAUGAACUAGUGAAGAAGAUUGGGAAAGCUGUAGAAGACUCUAAACCUUACUGGGAAGCGCGGAGAGUUGCGAGGCAGGCCCAGCUGGAAGCUCAAAAAGCAACACAGGAUUUCCAGAGAGCUACUGAGGUGCUACGGGCUGCUAAGGAGACUAUUUCCCUUGCUGAGCAGAGGUUGCUGGAAGAUGACAAGCGCCAGUUUGACUCUGCCUGGCAGGAGAUGCUUAACCAUGCCACCCAAAGGGUCAUGGAGGCAGAACAGACGAAAACCAGAAGUGAGCUGGUACACAAGGAAACGGCAGCCAAAUACAACGCUGCCACGGGCAGAAUGAAACAGUUGGAAAAGAAGCUGAAAAGGGCUAUAAACAAAUCCAAGCCUUACUUUGAACUCAAGGCAAAAUACUAUGUACAAUUAGAGCAAUUGAAGAAGACAGUGGAUGAUCUACAAGCAAAGCUGUCUUUGGCAAAAGGCGAAUACAAAACAGCACUGAAGAAUCUGGAAAUGAUCUCUGAUGAGAUCCAUGAGAGGAGGCGAGCUUCCUCCAUGGGGCCCAGGGGGUGUGGUGUAGGUGCUGAAGGCAACAAUACUUCGGUAGAAGACCUUUCGAUGUGCAAACUGGAGCCAGACAAUAUCUCCAUGGCUUCUGAAGUAUUUGAGGAUGACAACUGCAGCAGUGUUGUAUCUGAAGAAGACUCUGAAACCCAGUCGGUGUCCAGUUUCAGUUCUGGUCCCACAAGCCCUUUUGAUAUGCCAACCCAGUUUGUUCUUGUGGCACGACCUAGAAGUCUGGAUCUGUCCAGCCCUAUCUCGCUCUCUGAAUUUGGCAUAUUUCCUCUGUUAGGACCUCGCAGUGAAUGUAGUGGGGCUUCUUCUCCUGAAUGUGAAAUUGAAAGGGGUGACAGGGCGGAAGGAGCAGAGAACAAGGCACUUGACAAAGUGAAUAAGAACAGGAGUAGCAGCAACGCCUCUUCUUCUAGUGGCCCAACAACGCUGGACAAUAGGAUGAAGCGACUCUCCCUACAAUGCCUGAAAGUCAAAGAUGGGAUUUGUCCUGACAGAAAAACUGUGCAGAUUGGUUGAAAUUAUGUCCUCUUGCAGAUAAUGAGGAUUCUAACUUAUUUAUACCCAAACUUCUGAAUGUCAGAAGGACAUUGUGCCAAUAAUUAAUAUAUGCCAAAUCUUUGGGUGUUUACUCUUUAAAACUGCACUAAGUUACAUCAGUGUUGAGGGCUGAAGUGUGUGUGUGUUUUUUUGGAAAAAUAAGUGACAUCAUUGUGACAGAUAUUGGUCACAUACAUCAUCAACUGUGCUUGUACUUCAGGCUUCAUAUUUUGCAGCAGUUUGGCAGAAGCAAUAACUAGUACUGUCUACUUGACAUAGUUCUGUGCCAUUUGGGCACUGGAGGCCAAGCCAAAUGUUUGAGAGGAGCAGCUGACUGCCAUUUUGUGAGCUGGGCUGCUGUUCAGACAUACUAGAAUUCCAAAGUGCCAGUGGCAUAUCUUUUUAAAUACCUUGAAUUUUCAUUGUCUGUAUUAUGUUUUGGGAUAAUAAAACAAAGCUCUUGCAUGCAAUUGAGCCUAGAAGCAUCUGCUCUUCCUCCAGAGCUGAUGAAUGGUAAAUUAUACCUCAGUGAGUAGCAUAAAUGUACAACUAUUGAGGGGAGGGCAAGUUAAUAUGAAUCCAGUGACUGAUAUGAAAUAUGCAUUGAAAUUUUUUAUCAAGGACACCUUUCCCAGCACUUACUGUAAGUGAUGACAGUACCAUAUGGUGUCCAUCACUAGGCAUGAUUAGGAAGUUACGGUUACCCCUUGGCCUACCAAGAAAAUGGUGAGGUGUGCAUGAAUAGGUGGCAUAUCUGCCAGUUAAGAUGGAAGAAUGAGUGAAUACUUUUAAAUAUCUUUGUAGGUUGUCAUGUAUAAUGUUUUUGGAGUAAGUAAAGGGAUUUAUAAAUGUAGCAUCCCUUAAACAAAAAGGUGAAUGAGACUGGAGAGUUGAAGCAUGAUUCAAAUAACAGCUGUUAGAUGUAGAGAAGUCUGGUAGUUACACUAAUAAAUGAUAGGACUUUCGUUUCAAUAGUGUAUCUGACACUGGUAUAUGACAUCUUUAAUAAACUUAUUUAUUUGCUGGGCA